This is a messenger RNA of Rhopalosiphum padi (bird cherry-oat aphid), 5119 nucleotides long. RefSeq lists its product as uncharacterized. Gene Ontology annotation, molecular function: protein binding. The coding region runs from base 606 to 3305 and encodes 899 amino acids. The transcript is spliced from 7 exons. NCBI's taxonomy places the organism in Eukaryota, Metazoa, Arthropoda, Insecta, Hemiptera, Aphididae. The record is from RefSeq and is a predicted model, not a curated record.
GCAUUUGAAAAUCAGUGGCCGUUAGGGUGUUUGGACGCGAAGGCGUAGAGUAUUGCGCGAAUACUGAACCGUCUGAGAAAUUCCAUACACAUAAGUUCGCGAUAAUACGAUAUAAGUAGUAUAUUGUAUAGGUUUAAUACGGUGGGAACAACAGUGCGUUUUAAUUCGAUGUCGAACAUCGUCGUCGUCUGAUUAAUUUUUGUCCUCGUCCGUUGUUGCGAUCACACCUUAUAGAAGAGUUUCAAGGAAGUGUGUUAAGUGAGGAAAAAUCGUGUUUAGAUUCACACGCAAUAUUGAUUAAUAUUUCCAGUUUAAUUGCAAAAAAUGAACAGUAUUGUCGUCAUAUUAUAAUCUCGUUAUAUUACUGAAGGGUUAUAUCUAGGCCAUUCACGUACAAAACACAAAGCGUAGUUAGUACAAUAAUAUAACCGCACUCAAUAAUUGUGUACAGCGGUCUAUAUAGAUGAAUAGCAAGAGAAGGUACGAUUGCGGCGUGCGGAUCGCGUUAUUAUGACCGGCGCGGCGACUCCGGUCGUAAGCGACGACGACGAGACGCGGAGGAGGAGGCGGAGGUGCGGCGUAUCCCGUCGGCGCCCGUCGGCCCAAUGCUAUCGUCACCGGCGCCGUCGUCGGCGGCGGCGAUGGCCGGCGGCGGACUGAUCGCGGUGCUGCUGGUGCUGUCGGCGUGCGCGGUGUGCGGUACACGGGCCGACUGCCCGGCGGCGUGCGAGUGCAAGUGGCGCAGCGGCAAAGAGUCGGCCAUCUGCGCGUCGGCCAACAUGACGGCCGUGCCGCGGCACUUGGACUACGGCACGCAGCUGCUCGACCUCACCGACAACCCGCUGUACAGGCUGGGCAAGGACGCGUUCGCGGACGCCGACCUGCUCAACCUGCAGAAGCUGUACAUGUCCCGGUGCCGGAUCAAGUCGCUGGACCGGUACGCGUUCCGCAAGCUCAACAACCUCGUCGAGCUGGACCUGAGCCACAACAGCAUACCGGUGGUGCCGUCGGCCGUGCUCGAGUCCGUGCCCGAACUCCGCGAGCUUCGGCUCAACGGCAACCCGAUCAUGAAGGUGCCGAACGGCGCGUUCGCGCACGUCCCGCGGCUGGUCCGGCUCGACGUGUCCGGGUGCCGCGUCGCUUUGCUCGAGUCCACCGCGUUCGCCGGUCUCGAGAACUCGCUCGAGUGGCUCCGGCUGGACAACAAUCAGCUGCGCGACGUCAAGCCGUCCACGGUCGUGUCGCUGACCCGUCUGCACGGCGUCCAGCUCAACGAUAACCCGUGGAACUGUUCGUGCAAGCUGCGGCCGCUGCGGGAGUGGAUGGCCCGGCGGAACGUGCCGUACGGCGCGCCGCCCGUGUGCAAGACGCCCGUCCGGCUGGCCCAGACGCCAUGGGACAAGCUCGAGCUGGACGACUUCGCGUGCGAACCGCACUCGGCGCCCGUGUCGGCCGUGGUGGUGGUCACCGAGGGCGACAACGCCACCGUGUCGUGCCGCAUGUACGGCGUGCCCAUACCGUCGUCCCGGUGGACGCGCAAUGACCGGCCGCUGGGACAGACCAGCCGCAGCGUGCCGGUCACCGAGGGCCGGUACACGAACCUCACCAUCGUGUCGGUGGUCGCCCAGGACGGCGGCAGUUACGCGUGCGAGCUGGAGAACCGGUCCGGUAGCUCCAGGUCCAACGUCACCGUGGUCGUGGUCAAACGGUCGCCGGAACUUGUGCUGGGCGCCGACCGGUACGCCCUGCCGGGACUCAUCGUCGGCGUCAUACUGGUCCUGUCCUUCUGCCUCAUAUUCCUGUGCGGGCUGGCCAUCCGGUCCAAAGGCAGCCCGGCCGGUUCCCACGGUAUCCCCGUUUCCGGUCCACUCGACACAGCCGCCGCGGAUGCGGACAUCGACCCGUUCGACCGGUACGAGAAGAUCGAAAUGAUCCGAGAAGACAACAAUAAGACGGUACAGCAUCACCAGCACCAACUUCCGGCGUCGUCGUCCGACAAGAACGGUCGGCCGGACCCGCCGGGUUACGCAAAGUCCGCGACGACUUCCGGUGGACUGCUUCACAGACGUCACGAAGAGCACGAGGACUAUGACGGGCUGCCGCCAAUCGACGAGCCGCCCUCAUCGACGGCACCGUCAAUCACGGACCGGCCGACCGCUCGUCCUAGCCAUCCGACAACCAACGUCCCGCACAGGCCACGUAUUUUGCCGGAUGAACCAGCGAAUGGAAAACCAAAAACUUAUUUAGAAUGUAACUUGGGUGAAGUAACGUUACAUCAUCAUGUCCUACAUAAAGAAUCUCUUCCCGCCGGCCACCUUUACACUACUGCAGCAGGGCGGCAGGAAUUGUUUAAUACGAAAAAUGUGCCUGACCUAUUGGACACAUUACUUCCAACCAAAAGCCGCCGAAUUUCGCAAACACUUCCUAGAUCGGGUAUAAGCUCAAAUAUCAGAAGGAACACCAUGUACACACCGAGACCAUCUGAGAGUCAAUCGCCUUUACUGCUAGGAAGUCGUGGCAGUGGUGGCAGUAAUACCAGUCAAAGCCAGCUAUCCUUUGAUUCGUCCAUAUCAUCUGAUCAUCCAAGGCAACUGACGGCCGGUCAGAAGUCGAGCAGUUACUUGAACCUGUCCACGACUGGCUGUGGCGGCGGGUCUUCUGGCGGCGGAUACAAUAAUUACCAACACCACUCUUCUUACUAUUGGACCCCGCCCAGCUUGCCGUCGUCGCCAGCCCGGGAACGCCGGUUGCCCGCCACGCCGGUGGGUCGCGGUGCUGGACUGCCCACCGCGACCGCCGAGACACCCAUACUCGAUCCGCUGUCGUCCAGGCGGCGAACUUACAGUGGAGGGAGCGGGGGCGGUCACCAUCACCACAACCACAACGGCGGAGGCGGUGGCAACCAGAUGCACAACCACAACCAGUUGGCCGGCAGCAACCAUUCGCUACUGUCUCUGUCCGACGGUGCGUCCGUCACGUACGACUAUCACACGGCGCAGUUGGACAUGUUCCUGGAGGAGUACAAGACCCUCCGGAAGGAGCUGACCAAGAUGCAGCGGACGUGCGACACCCUCAGACUGUCCAACGCCUCGCUGGCCUCUUCGGUGGCCGUCCCGGACAUGAUGGUCGACCACCGGUCCAAACCGGAACCGUCCGCCGCCCCCGCCCCCUCGUCGUUGAGGACCACGCCCAAGUCGAUACUCAAAAACAAGAACCAGGCCACUUACGUCUACCGGUCGGGCGGCGAGCGGCGCAACAGUUACCACCAGCUGGACCCGGCGCCCGACGACAUUUACCUGAGUUAACCUCGUAGUCCUGCUGGCCGGGCAAACCGAAAGCCCAACGUCACAUUAUAAUACAUAUUAUUAUUAUUAUUAUUUUCUUGUUAAAAUAUAAAAUUCGUGUAUAAUACACCAUAUUAUUAUGCUCGCGUUGUACCGACAUAAUCGUUUAUGUAUUUGUGAAUUUCUGUGUGUUGAUAUCUAACUCUCUAACUCCAAUGGCGCAACUAGAAGAAGGAUGGCUGCAACCUGCAGACAUUAUACCUUGUAACGAUAAUACACACUUAGUAUAGAUUUUAUUCAUUAACCCCAAACACAUGUUAACAAAAACUGUUGACAUCCAUGACCCUUCCCAAAAAAAAAAAGGAAAAAAAAUAGGAAUCCUGGUCUACUCAGUGAGUAGCCCUAGUAAUUGUAUUAACAAUUAUUACCGUUGCCCGCAGCUAGUUUGUUGUUGGUGGAACGGAAGUGACCUUAACACAAAUUGUCCGCGAGAACAUAAAAAAAAGUACGGUCGCCCAUAUAAUAAUAUAGCAAUGUUUAAAACGCCGUCGAUGAUCUAAUUUAUCCAGUCCUCAAAAGGACAUUUUUUGUAAGCGUUUCGUUUUAUAAUUAAAAUAUAAAAUAUUAAUUAGUUUGUUAAGUAAACCAACCAUGACGUUUGUAAAAUGGUUAAAACCAAAAUGAAAAUACAAUAACAUCCAUAUUUUGAUAUGGAGACAUUGUUUCUCUUACCUAUCUGAAUAUUUAAUACAAAUUAUAUUGAGUUAAUUUAAUUAAACCGUAUGAAAAGAUAACAUUUCAAAUGACAAAAGUGAACAAACAUCAUGCCGUGUAUAUAAUAAUAUUAUGUUAUCACUUAUUAUUUUAUAUCAAAAUUAUUAAAUGAUAAAUAUUUGUUCACUCGCAAUGCUUCAAUUAAUAUUAUUUCGAUUUCGUGGUAGGGCAAAUAGUUUUUUUUUUUUACUAAUAUUAUUUCAAAGAUUUCCGUUAUUAAAAACUAUAAAAAAAUCUAAAAAAUGAUUAUUUAAAAAAAAAUUUGAAACCAAUAAAAAUCAUUAAAAUCCUACUAGUGUUCUAAUUUUGCAUUUUUGAAUUUAUAUUAUAUGAACCUAUCAAACAUUUUAAAUGAUAAUAAUUAAAUAUUUAUUUUUAAAAAGUACAAUAAUCGACUUUUGAAUAUUAUUAUGAAAACAUUAUUUUUAGUACACAUUAAAAUAAUAUUUGUAACACUUAAAUUUGAACCACUAAUAAUAAAUAAGUUAUCCAAACAAUUAAAUAUAAUAUAAUAACAAAGAUGCUCAUACAUUUAAAAUGUGUUUUAUAUUUCUAAGAAUAUUUUUUUUUUAACAAAUAUUUCAAAAAUGAAUUGUUUAUUACAAUAUGCGAAUGCGGUUGUAUAGGAUGACCCAUCCAGUGGAUUUAUGCCAAAUGUCCUCUAUUAACAUCAGAAUAAAUAAAUUAAAAAAGCCAUGAGUAAACCAAGAGGGUACAAUAUCUUAUGUGCCUAUAUAAUAAAUAUAUGUAAUAAUACGUUAAGUUAUAAUUUAUUGUUAAUACUGUUAUACAUAAUUAUUUAGAAUGUUAAAUAGUUAUAUGUUAAAAAACAGAUAAUAUUAUUCCUACGUUAAAUGUUUUCAAAAAUACUAUAAUCGUUACGGAAUAACUUAAUAUUACGAUAUCAUUAUUUUAAUUAAAGAUUAUCCUAUGAAUGUAAAUUAUUACUUAUCUUACCUAAUAAAUGUAAAAAUAAUAUAAUAUUUUCAUAGAAUGUAAAUAUAGUCUUGUUAAUAACUAUUAUAAAUAAAAAAAAAUACUAUUAGUAUAGUGACAUUUAA